Nerophis lumbriciformis (worm pipefish) is the source of this 2079-nucleotide messenger RNA. The record is from RefSeq and is a predicted model, not a curated record. NCBI's taxonomy places the organism in Eukaryota, Metazoa, Chordata, Actinopteri, Syngnathiformes, Syngnathidae.
AUGUCGCUUCCCGGCUCCCCCUCACUUCUCCCGGCGAGCUCGAGCGCGAGCGCCCCAACUCCGGCCACGCUCUACCGCACGCCUCCUGAGACGCUCCACUCUUCCGCCAGUCCACCGCACAGCAACUCGCUGUCCCCGCGGCUCAGCGGCGGAGCCUUGCUCGGAGGCUUCCAGCCCGCGCGCGGAACCCCUCUGAGCGGCUUGGGCAACGGCGCCGCAGCCUCGCUAGUGUCCGGGCUCGGCGUAUUGGGCUCGCCCGCUUCCACUCCUCCGAGCUCCUCCGGACCGUGCGGCGAGUGCAAGCUGGUGGAGGUGCACGGUGUCAAAGUAGCCAGCUUCGGCGUACUCGGCCAGGAGCUCAUCUGCCUGCCGCAGGUGUUCGACCUCUUCCUGAAGCACCUGGUGGGCGGUCUGCACACCGUCUACACCAAGCUCAAGCGGCUGGACAUCACCCCGGUGGUGUGCACUGUGGAGCAGGUUCGCGUGCUGCGUGGGCUCGGCGCCAUCCAGCCCGGCGUCAACCGCUGCAAGCUCAUCUCUAGGAAGGACUUCGAGAUCCUCUACCAGGACUGCACCAGUGCCAGCUCCCGCCCGGGUCGCCCUCCCAAGCGGUGUUCUUCCGGCGCCGGCGUCCAGGAAAGCCCGAGGCUGCUUCACCCGGGCCUGCUGUCCCCCAACCUGCUCUCUCACACCGGCUUGACAGCGGCCGCCAUGGCCGAACUCCAGAAGCUACACAAGAUGAAGAUGAUGAUGAGUCUGCAGAACGGAAAUGAGUCGGACAAUGACGACCUGCACUCUAACGCGGGAGGAAGCGAAUGCUCCUGGGACAAGGAACGACUGAGCAGCCCCCCGGCCGGAGCCCAGGGUGGAGGAGGCAGGGCCAACCCGGCGGCAGGAGGCGGGCGGGGUCCGGCUUUGGGAGCUGUCAAUCAACAGCAACUCCAACAACAGCAGCAGCAGCUGCUUGCUAACAGACUGGACUUGCCCUUUAUGAUGAUGCCUCACCCAUUGCUGCCCAUGGGGUUGCCACCCGCUUCUGUUGCCAUGGCGAUGUCGCAGAUGAACCAACUCAGCACCAUCGCCAACAUGGCCGCCGCAGCUCAGCAGAUACAUGUACACCGGGCGCCGGUGAUCAAGGAGCGGGUGUGUGAUAGUCCCUCCUUGUCGCCCUCCGUUGAUGAGACCAACACUCCUCUGCAGUCACAGCCCAGUAGCUCCGCCUCCAGUUCUCCAGAAAGACUUGGCCUGCUUUCGGCGGACACAGAUGAUGCGCUGGCAAACGCUGCGACAUCCAUCAAGAAAAUGACAAAGGACAAAGAAGAAGAACAAGCCUUGCCUGCUGGCUUCCCUGCACCGUUCCUUUUCGCUGACAGCCUGUCAUCUGUGGAAACGCUCCUUACCAACAUACAGGGCCUCCUGAAGAUGGCGGUGGACAAUGCCCGCGUGCAGGAUAAGCAGAUCCAGGCGGAGAAGAGGGAGCUGAAGAUGGAGCUCUACCGGGAACGAGAGAUGAGAGAGAGUCUGGAGCGGCAGCUGACCUCCGAACUACAGAGCAGAGCGUCCAUCCAGAAACGUCUGAAGAAGGAGAAGAAGGCCAAGAGGAAGCUGCAGGAGGCGCUGGAGUUCGAGUCCAAGCGGCGGGAGAGGGGGGAGGACAUCCAGAAGCACUCACCUUCGUCCUCGCCUGAGCUGCUGCACGCCGCAGGUAACCCUAGUAAAAACGAUACUGGAUCCGACCAGCAGGAAGAACUGAACGGGAGCCAGGAAGACUCUGGAGCUGUGCAAGAGUCGACCGCAACGGGGCGGAGGAAGACGAGGCAAAGGAGGGCAAGGGGAGGGAGGGUUGACAAAUGUGACCUUGUUGCCAGACCCGGUGACAUUUACGGCAACCCGCUGAUAGACUUUAACGAGGCAGGUCAGCGCCAUUUUUCACUCGGGCGACACGUGCGCGAGCAGACGCUACCUUCGGACGAUGAUGAGCCUCGAGAGCUGAGCGAUGGACGGCGCAUCCCGGGGAUGAGGAGCGAUGGACGAGGGAUGAUGGAAGGAAUGAGGAAGGAUGAAGAGGUGACGGCGUGA